AUGGAUCCUCCCCCACCGUACACACCGCUUCUUGGGGACGCUGACCCACAGCAUCUACAAUACCCGCCGCCACCCCCUCCCGCAUCUCUCCGGCCGGUGCCCCCACAGUUACCACCUAGGCCGCCAUCAAAUCAGUUGUCAGCAUGGGCACAAGACAGUAAGACUGGUCAUGGUCGGUCGGCGUCACAGGUAUCGCUUGUGCCAGUGAGUGAUGAAAGCAAACGGACGUUACUGGUGAUUUACAUCCAUGGCUUUAUGGGAAAUGAGACAAGCUUUCAGAGCUUUCCUGCGCAUUUGCAUAACCUUCUUUGUGUAACGCUGGAUCCGUUGGGGUAUCUAGUGCAUACAAAAGUUUAUCCAAAGUUCAAGACACGAUAUAAUAUUCUUGUUGCUACAGAGAACUUCUCCAAAUGGCUAUCGAAAUUCGAGAAUGAAAACACAGAUGUGAUUCUAUUGGGACAUUCGAUGGGAGGUCUGCUUGCUGCCGAUGUUGCCUUACUUAAAGAUUACACGGGAAAGAAGCGUCAUCGAAUUCUGGGGAUCAUUGCUUUCGACACCCCGUUCCUCGGUAUGCACCCGGGUGUCAUCUCAGCUGGUCUCGGUAGCAUUUUUCGUCCUGCCCCCAAGAGUCCAGGAGAGGAUGCACAGGGGCUAUAUGCCAAUAGCGCAGAAGGCUCGAGCCAGAGCAAUAUGUCCCUUCACACCAUGAACUCUGGUGGCUCCCAGGUAGACGAGUUUUACUCCAAACCGCCAGCGAGAAACUACACCGUUGUUUUACCAAAAAUAGAGGGAACUUGGGAUUCUACACUUCAUUUUAUAAACAAGUACCACUCGCGCCUUACAAAGGCGACAGGUCAAUAUCUCAUGUCUCAUCUUGAGUUUGGUGGGUGUCUCGCAGACAUCAUAGGACUCAAGAAUCGAUAUAGUGCCGUUCGCGCUCUCGAGGAUGGUGUUAUAGGUGUCAGCGGCAAUACUGAGCGCGUGAGAUUUGUUAACUAUUAUACCUCUUCAACAGGGAGAAUCAAAGAAACCACCGAGACCACAGUUUCACCUGAUUCUGGCAAAGUGAGGGCUUUUGAUGGCGAACAUGGCGUUCCGGGAGUGGAGCUGGAUCACGAUCUCAUUGGGCACGAAAGAUCAAGUCAAUACAUCGAGUAUGGUGUUGUGGAAGUGGGUGAGCCUAGUAGCAGCUCUAUGAAACAUCAAAGAAAUGCCAGUGCGAGCUCUUAUAAUACUGCAAGUUCAACGGACGACAUGAAGCAUAUUCCUGCUGACCCAAUAACGGACGAUGAUGGGAAUGGGGAGUAUAACGAGAAAUCCGGAUACAAUGAUAGUGGAGAGCCCUCGCCCAUGUAUCCAAUAUCCCGCCAGAUCACCACAGACACCAUGGAAACUCUGGAAAAGCAAAUAUCCAUAGAUCUCACUCUCUCGGACUUUCAAUUACCACCUAUACCGCCACCUCCAGAGGAGCCACCCUCAUUCGAUUACUCUCAAAUACCCGACGCCAUGGUUCGUAAAGUGGCUGAAAAAGAAGCAGCAAGGGUACGGAAAGCUUGGGAGAAGGCAGUAAAAGACUACGAGAAAGCUGUCAAUAACCGUGAAAAAGAACUAGAAAAGUUGAGAAAGAAUAAGGGUAAAGGGGUUGAUCGUGGUAUAAAAGACGAAGAUAGAAAAAAGGAGCGUCAGCUGAAGGAUAAGGCAAAGGAGAUAGAACGCCGGGAACGUGAGCGGAGAAGAGAACUUAAAGAAUGGGAUAAGGAGAAGGACCGAGAAGAGAAAGAAAUCCAAAAGAAGUUAAAGGAAGAGGAUAAAGAAAGAGAGGUUACGGAUAGGGAUAGAUUGAAGUUAAUGCGAGGAUGGGAGCGGGAGAAGGAAAGAGAAGAAAGAGAGAUCCAGAGGGAGCUGGAAAAGAAGGAACGUGAGAUUGUGAGGGAGCUAGAAAGAAUGGAGAAAGAGGUACAAUUGAGAAGGGAGAAAAAGCAAGGUGAAAUUGAGAACGAGAGAGAGAAGCAAGAGAUCGCGAUGGGAAGAGAAGGAAAUGAAAAGGAGGAACCUCAAUUAACAUCACAAGGAAUCGAAGAAAACACACAUGAAAAACAAGAACUUGAGCGUCUUCGCAAGGAACAAGAACGUAUGGAUGCCGAGCAUCGACGUAUGAACGGCAUUCCAGAGCCUCCUGUACAGCCACUUUCGCCAAGAUCCGCACCUCCAUCGACAGCCACAAUAUCGGCCUCUUCUUCACGUUCGAAUCUGCCGAUAUCGUCCCCGGCUUUACGUCCCGAAACGCCCAAGAGUAAUUCUGCAUCCCCGAAGCCUAAGGGAAAGGAUAAGAAGAAAAGGGAUCGCAGAUUCUGCUGUUUGCCUAGCGAUAAAAACGAUAAAUGUUGGGUAAAAGUAGAGAUGAGAGGUGUCGAUGAAGUGGGAGCCCAUUGUGGCUUGUUCUUUGUCGGGGAAGCUUACGAAAGACUGGUUGGGGAUGUUGCAGCGAGGAUGGAGGAAUGGGUAGGGGAGGAGAGAACUAGGAGGAUUCUGGAGAGUCUGUAG
Molecule: messenger RNA, 2544 nt
Organism: Morchella sextelata
Lineage: Eukaryota; Fungi; Ascomycota; Pezizomycetes; Pezizales; Morchellaceae
Exons: 4
Coding region: 1-2544 (847 amino acids)
Source: RefSeq, a predicted model, not a curated record